Messenger RNA from Ochlerotatus camptorhynchus, 507 nucleotides. RefSeq lists its product as uncharacterized. The transcript has 3 exons. The record is from RefSeq and is a predicted model, not a curated record. The coding region runs from base 1 to 507 and encodes 168 amino acids. NCBI's taxonomy places the organism in Eukaryota, Metazoa, Arthropoda, Insecta, Diptera, Culicidae.
AUGUCAGCGGAAAUAAAGCAACUCCGGGAGGAAAACUGCAAGCUGCGCCAUCUAAACAUGAAGCUUCAAGAAUCUCUGGUGGAGAAAACUUUUUUUUUUUUUCCUUUGAAACCUAUGGGAUUAUCAUUCUCCGGCAUCCCAGGAUACCCCAACUCAAAUUGGCUAUUGAGGGUAUCGCAAGAUGCACACGAGAGUGAUUAUCUGUUCGUGAAAGAGUUGCUCUUCUCGCUGUUUCCAAGAGGCGUAGGCAACGCCACAGUGACCGGCAGGCGUUCUAACAACCCCAGAGGACGCAGCAAGAAAGCCCCGGAGCCAAAUCAGAACAUUCAAACGGUUGUUCAAAUGGAUCCUGAAAAAGUUAAAUAUAUGAAAGCUCGGCUGUACGAGAGAAGACGAAUUUUGCAGGACCCAGUAGGGGUCGCUCAGCAUUUGUCCCAACAAAUAAAUAAGCACAUCGCAACCGCGCUGGCGAAUAAUCCUGUGUUGUGCCAGGUGCCAACGCAAUAG